This is a messenger RNA of Tinamus guttatus (white-throated tinamou), 1019 nucleotides long. The record is from RefSeq and is a predicted model, not a curated record. NCBI's taxonomy places the organism in Eukaryota, Metazoa, Chordata, Aves, Tinamiformes, Tinamidae.
AUGGCAAAGCCAACUCCCUCUGUGGGCCUGGAUCUGAGUGCAGUUACAGAAAGAGUGAGUGCGGGAAAUUCAUUGCUUUUCCUAUUUCUCACUGAUACGGAGCGUCUUAGUGAGGGAACCAGCAAAGACAUCAUCGAUCAAGAUCCAGAAUGGAUCGCCCUUCUGUCGCUGCCACUAACCCUCGCGCUGCAGCAGCAGGCGACCGAUGGCAGAACUGAAUGUGGGCAGGAGCUGUGUGCGCGCAGCCCUGGGCACCAAGUGCGGGACUGCAUUCAAAAAACACUGAGUGAAUGGAGCACAAAGAUUGGACAAGAUCUAAAUCAGGAAGCACUGGAGGUUCUGGAAUGUACUGUAGCUCAAGCUAUUGAAAAAAUAAACCCUGAAGAAAGAGAUGAGUUGAAAGUGUCAGCAAAACUUUUCAUCGUUGGAUCAAACUCUGCAUCAAUCAGAGAUGCAGUUGGCAUGGCAUGCUCUGCACUGGGAGUUGCUCAGUUAGAUUCUGUCAUUAUCGCCCCACCUCCUAUUGAAGAUGGAAUUAGCCUCUCCUUGGAGUAUUUACAACCGUAUUGGCAAGAGCUCGAAAAUCUAGUUCAAAACAAAAAGAUUGUUGCCAUAGGUACCUCUGACUUAGAUAAAGUACUGUUAGAGCAGCUGUAUCUAUGGGCACAGGUGAAACCAAGUAGUAACCAGGUAAAUCUAGCUUCCUGUUGUGUUAUGCCCCCUGACCUCACAGCAUUUGCGAAACAAUUUGACAUACAGCUAUUAACUCACAAUGAUCCAAAAGAAUUGCUCUGUGAAGCAAGUUUCCAAGAAGUUCUCCAGGAAAGCAUCCAGACCACGAAAGCCCACGAAUGGAUUCCUCUAUGGCUUCUCCGGUAUUCGGUCAUUGUUAAAAGCAGAGGAAUUAUCAAGUCCAAAGGCUUUAUCUUACAGGCUAAAAGAAAUGCCUCUUAAAACACUUCCUCAUUUUUACAAUAACUUGCUGUUUUAACUUCUUGGGGACAAGGGGAACAUUGCUG